CCAUCAUUUAAAAAAGAAGGCCCAAAUAAAAUCCUUCCGCAACAAAGGAAAACCCUAACCCGAAACCCAUUGCUGCUGAAACUAACGCGCGCUUCCACCACACCCAAAAACGAAGAUCUGUGCUAUGCUCCAGCGACUGCUCCGUCGACGAUCUGCUCCAGUGACUGCUCCGGCGACGAUCUGCUUAGCAGAGUUAUCCUCCGACGAGAUUGUGUGCUCUCUUCAGAGAAGAUCUCCUCUCCUCCAGCGGCGGUUCUCCUCCGGCAACAAUCUCCGUAAGAGAGCAAGAAACUUCAUAAAACUAUAUGAGAUCUGUUGCGCGUUUCCUCCCACGAUCUUCUCCUACGGCGAUCUUCUCCAUCAACGCUUCUCUUCCAUGAGAUCUGUUGCGCAAGUGUUUCCUGUGGCAUCGAGUUGUAUUCUACGGCUUUUCCAUCUCUAUCGUGCUUCGUUGAGCAUCUGGGUUUUCGAUUUUCUUCCUUGUCAGAAGAAAUUAGAGAAAGCCAUGAAAUUCGGAAAGAGCCUGAGCAACCAGAUCAAGAAAACCCUACCGGAAUGCCAAGCAAUUGGACCCUGCUCCUAAGUCUGACGAUCGCCCUGCUAAACGCUCUAGGCUCAAGUCCCUCAGAGACUCUGACUCCGCCGCACUGGAAAUCUCCAAGGAGGAACUUGACUUCAGGAAUCUUCUUGAAAAAGACCUCGAGAAAUUCAAUAAAUUUUUAGUCGAGAAGGAGGAAGAGUACAUUAUCAGACUCGAGGAGCUUCAGGACAGGGUGGCCAAGGUGAAUGUUUCCAGUGAAGAGUUGAUGAAAAUUCGCAAGGAAAUUGUGGAUUUUCAUGGUUAAAAUUUACAAAAGAAUGUAAC
Messenger RNA from Arachis duranensis, 865 nucleotides. RefSeq lists its product as uncharacterized. The record is from RefSeq and is a predicted model, not a curated record. The transcript has 5 exons. Lineage: Eukaryota; Viridiplantae; Streptophyta; Magnoliopsida; Fabales; Fabaceae. Bases 125 to 583 code for a protein of 152 amino acids.